Molecule: messenger RNA, 3543 nt
Organism: Ylistrum balloti
Lineage: Eukaryota; Metazoa; Mollusca; Bivalvia; Pectinida; Pectinidae
Product: chromosome-associated kinesin KIF4A-like
Exons: 27
Coding region: 1-3543 (1180 amino acids)
Biological process (GO): microtubule-based movement; mitotic spindle organization
Molecular function (GO): microtubule binding; microtubule motor activity; ATP binding
Source: RefSeq, a predicted model, not a curated record
AUGUCGGACAAAGUGAUUCCCGUCCGUGUGGCAGUACGCUGUAGGCCACUUAUACCAAAAGAAGAAAAUGAAGGUUGUCAAGUGUGUGUCCAGUUUACAAAGGAUGAACCACAAAUUAUUCUUGGCAAGAUGAAAGCCUUUACCUAUGAUUAUGUAUUUAGUCCUUGUAACAGUCAGUCAGAAGUGUAUGAGAUGUCAGUUCAUCCAUUACUGAAACAUGUAUUCAAAGGGUACAAUGCCACAGUGGUAGCGUACGGCCAGACAGGCAGUGGCAAGACCUACUCCAUGGGAGGUUGUUACGAAGAAUCCCUGAAGGAAGAGGAAGCAGUGAUGGGUAUCAUUCCCCGUGUUCUAAGUGAAUUGUUCGAAGGAAUCCAAGCAAGACCUGAUUACCAAUUCACAACUAAAGUCUCAUAUAUUGAGAUACACAAUGAAGACAUUAAUGAUUUAUUGCGUCCCCCAAACAAAAGGGAGCCACUGUCCAUCAGGGAGGACAUUGACGGAGGAAUCAAGCUGCCAGGACUACAGGAAGUGGUGGUGGUAUCAUACAAGGAAACCAUGCAGUGCUUGGCUCGGGGGUCUCACAGUAGGACAACAGGAUCUACGGCCAUGAAUAACACAUCCAGUCGAUCUCAUGCCAUAUUCACUAUCACCAUUGAACAGAAGAAACGAGAUGAUAUGGAUGACUUUUGUAAAUCAAAAUUUCACUUGGUUGACUUGGCUGGAUCAGAACGAGCCAAGAGGACUCAGGCAGAGGGAGAGAGGUUUAAGGAAGGCGUUAACAUCAAUCGCGGCCUGUUAGCACUGGGUAAUGUGAUCAGCGCUCUUGGGGAGGAAGGCAGCAAGCGUAGUCACAUUCCUUAUAGGGAUUCCAAACUUACACGAUUAUUACAAGACUCACUUGGUGGGAACAGCCAUACAGUUAUGAUUGCUUGUGUUAGCCCUGCUGACUCUAACAUGGAGGAAACGCUAAACACUUUACGAUAUGCUGAUCGAGCACGCAAAAUAAAGAACAAGCCUGUGGUCAACCGGGAUCCUCAAACGGAGGAAAUCAUGAGACUGAAAUCCCUGGUCCAGAAGUUGCAGUUACAGUUAAUUGGAGGUGGCGCCACCUGUCCAGACUCAAUCUCUACCAUAAGUACAUGCAGUAGUGUGACUAGUGUAGAGUCUUCAGCGGAGGAACUCCGAGCACUCAUGGAAAAGAACAAAGUGCUUGAGGAGGAGAAUGGCAAGUUGUCAACUGAGCUGACCAGAGCAGUGGACCAGAGCACCAACAUGUGUGAGAAAGCUAUUCGAAUGGAGAUGAAGUGUGAUAAACUCAAAGCUCGUCUUCAGAACCUUAAAAAAGAUACUGGAUUGGAUUUGGAAGUCCUUAGUUCCAGCAUCGAUGUUGAGUGUAACCCAGUCCUAAAAGAACAGAUGGAUAGAUUAAAGGAGCUGGCAGACAAGAUGAAAGCUGAUUCAUCAGAAGAAGAUAAGGACCUUGUACAUGAUGUUAUAUCAGAGGAAGAUGAGGAGGAAGAAGAAGAGGGACAGGAAUGUGCCCCAGGGACACCCCAGAGCAGGGCUGUAUCUAACGAGUAUGCACUGCGACAGGCGCGUAUGAACCGGGAAUUACUCGAGCUCAACAAACUACUUGAAAAGAAGGAGCACUUGGCCUCACAGAUGACCCGAAGUGAUGAACAUAUGGACGCCAUGAAAAAACAGUAUGAGACUGCUCUAAAAGAUCUGGAAUUAGAGGUCACUAUUCUACAAAAAGAAAAGGAUGAGAUGCAAUCAGCACUUGAUUCUGCACGGGUCAACUCUAACGCAAAUAAAGUUGCUGAACAAAGAAGGAAAAGACUCAAAGAACUUGAGCAACAAAUUUCUGACCUGCGCAAGAAAAUGAACGAGCAGACAAGGCUAUUAAAGAUGAAAGAUUCUUCAGACAAGCAGGUGUCAAAGUUAAAUACAGAAAUACAGGACUUGAAGCACCAUCGUGUAAAACUGAUGAAGCAAAUGAAGGAGGAAUCAGACACGUUUCGUAAAUGGAAACAGAAGAAAGACAAGGAGGUCUUACAACUCAUGCAAAAGGACAGAAAAAGGCAAUGCGAGAUUGCAAAACUGCAAAGAGAAAACCAAAAACAGUCCAGUGUUCUCAAGAGAAAAUCAGAGGAGGCAGCAGCGGCCAACAAAAGGCUGAAGGAGGCCUUAGCUAAACAGAAACAGGUCCUAGCUGAACGCAGUUCCAAGUUACAACAGUCUGAUUCCUCCUCCAUCGGAAACAGAGUGAGGACAUGGCUGAGUCAUGAGUUCGAGAUUCGUGUGAGCAUCCGAGAGGCCAAGUACCACCUGGAGAGUCUUCUGAAUGAUCGCAAGACACUAUCAGAACAACUGCGCCAGCUUAAGGUGAAGAUAGGAGAGGAACCACCGAAAAAGAAAUUUGCAUGGGAGAAUUCUGACUGCUACAGAGUCGAGGGAAGUUUUGAAGAAGAAUCAAUUAAAAAUCAAAUCCAGGUGGUUGAACAAGAAAUCAGUCUGAGGAAUGCCCAGAUCUCGGACCUACAGCAGAAAAUUGUAGACGCUGAUCAAAGUAAUUCUGGAAUGAAAUGGUUGCUAGAACAGGCUGUAACAUCUCGAGUGGAAGUGAACCGUGCACAGAGUGAACUGCGUGACUCGCAAAUGAACCAUGUGGACAAGAAGGAAGAAAUAACUACUCUUGAGGAGGAAGUGACAGCCCUGAAGAAAAAACAUGAUGCUGACAUGACACAGCUACAGAAAAAACAUGAGGAAAAGGUUCUUUACCUCCUCCAGCGAGUGAAGAACAUCCCUGCUGAUGGUGAUUCACAACAAACGUUACAGAUCCAGCAACAAGAAAUUGAAAAAUUAAGUGCCCUGCAUGAGGAGCUGACAAAGAAGACGGAAGAAUGUAACAAACUGAAAAAGCAACUGACCAAAGCUACAUACCAGAAUAAAGCUCUUGCUUUGAUGCCAGACAUUGAAAACCCAGAAUCCUCUCCAUUCUUUUCUCCUGAAAUGAAAAGAAGGAAAAAAAGAUCUGUGGCCCAACAACCCAAAAAGAAGUCUAGCAGUCGAUUAGUGACUUACGAGGAACAUGCUCUGGACUGGGAGGAAGAGGAAGAAGAGUCACAGGAUAACGAAAAUGACCCAGACUGGGUCAAGACCCCAUUAUUUAAAAAGAAGAAAGCAUCACGCAAGACAAUGAUACCAGAUCAAAGAAAACAUUCAAUGGAGGAGUUACAGAAUGAAGUUUCUAAUGACACAACAUCAUCCUCGCUAAACAGCACAUAUAACCUGGAAGAGAAUGCCGAGGCCAUGAAUCCUCCAGCAGCCACUAAAUCCAAGAAAGGACGACCAAAAAAGCGCAUCCUGGAUGCUAUCCCAACCAAUCAGAGUGUGAGAAGCUCAGACGAGUUUGAAUCUUUACCACAAAAAUCACUGCAUGAGGACACUAGUGAAAAUAACACUUUGUCAAAAGGAGUCAAGCAGAAAAAACGAAAGCUUCUCAGUUCAGAUAACAGUUUUUUCAAACCCUUGGUGUGA